This is a messenger RNA of Lasiodiplodia theobromae, 1260 nucleotides long. RefSeq names its product Eukaryotic translation initiation factor 2. The record is from RefSeq and is a predicted model, not a curated record. The transcript has a single exon. Lineage: Eukaryota; Fungi; Ascomycota; Dothideomycetes; Botryosphaeriales; Botryosphaeriaceae. Bases 1 to 1260 code for a protein of 419 amino acids.
AUGCCGUUUCUCUGCGGCCCAUCCCGCAAACCAGACGAGGACCAUGCCGCCACCACACCACAAAAAACCUCUACCACUCCAUCCUCCCUACACAUAACCUCUACCGCACCUUCCUCCCCACACGAAACCUCCACCACUCCUCCCUGCCAGGUCACCGACAGCACGACAGACGACGCAUCCAUUUCCGUCCCCUCCCAUGACGCCUUGCCCAGCAUCCUCCACCGCCUUCCCUUGGAUCUACUCUACUACCUGACCACCCAUCACCUCUCCGCCGACGCCGCCGACGUCCUCGCCCUCAGCGCCACCAGCCGCGCCUUCCGCACCCCGCUGCUCCUCAUCCCCACCACCGGACCGCCGACGGAAUCAUCCAUCCGUGCGUCCCGCAGCUUCCUCAAGCGCCUAAACUACGACCGCUUCACGCGCGCCUGCGCCGCAGAGCGGCUAGAACACCAGCAGCAGCAGCAGGCCAACAACAACAACAACAGCGAGCAGCAGCAGCGCCCCUGCUCCGCAUGCGUCGACGCGCACCCGCCGUCCCUCUUCUCCUCCGCACAACUGGCCCGCACGCCCGAGCAGCGGCGCUGCAAAGGCGCCGAGGGCAUCUUGCGCAUGUGUCGGCACAAGGCCUUCACGUACGACAAGGUGGCGAGGGCGAUGGCGGCGGCGGCGUCGAACCGAGAGCUGUCGUCGAUGCGGUCGUGGUUCCUGUCGCGGUGGCAGUGCCAUCACUGCGAAGUCGAAGCAUACAUCAACGCAGACGACAGUAGUGGCCACCGCAGGAAGCUGAUCUGGCCGCGGGCCGCCGAGCUGGUCAUCUACAGCGGCCGCGGGACCGAGAGGCUCUUCGGUCCGCGGGCGCAGCUGAGGGUCGUCGUCGCGGUGGGCGAGGUGCGGCGCGGCGAGAGCCUGACGCUGGAGCGCGUCAUGGGCGUGCUGGCGGCAAUCGAGGAGGAGGAGGAGUCCGGGGGCGUGUUCGUGUGUAGGCACGUCAAGUUUGGGGACCCGCGCACGUUUCGGACGAGGCCGUGGAACUUGGGCGACCCGGGCAUGUCCAGGGAUGGGCAGAUUCUGAUUUCUAGCCACGAGUGUCUCGAGCCCAGCUGCCACAUGAUGGCUUGCUUGUACUGGAAGAGGUCAAGGCUUUUUGCGGGCGCCGCUCCGGAUGAGCCUGUUGUGGAGUUGGAAAUAACCCGCCGUUUGGGGUACAUGCUGUCGCCCAGCAGUGAGUGGUGGCUGGCUCAGAUUGAGGAGGAGGGGUGA